Molecule: messenger RNA, 1550 nt
Organism: Drosophila grimshawi
Lineage: Eukaryota; Metazoa; Arthropoda; Insecta; Diptera; Drosophilidae
Gene: Inx7
Product: innexin inx7
Exons: 3
Coding region: 114-1439 (441 amino acids)
Biological process (GO): phototransduction
Cellular component (GO): gap junction; plasma membrane
Molecular function (GO): gap junction channel activity
Source: RefSeq, a predicted model, not a curated record
UGUUCAGUUCGUUGCCAAGAAAUCAGUAACGAUAAAAAGCAGCUCGCAAGCAAAUUCAAAAAAUCAAAAGCAAGCAUUGGCAGUUUCUAGCUUUUGGCUAGAAAGUUGGCAUUAUGUUGAACACGUUCAGUUCGGUUAGGCAAUAUCUCAAGUUUGACUUAUCGCGUGUGAUUAUCGAUAAUAUUGUGUUCAAGCUGCACUAUCGAUGGACUUUUGUGCUGCUGCUGGUGGCAACCCUGCUGAUCACAUCCCGUCAAUACAUUGGCGAACACAUACAGUGCAUAUCCGAUAGUGUGGUCGCCCCAGUGAUAAACACCUUCUGCUUCUUUACGCCCACGUUUACAGUGGUGCGUCACAUGAACAACUCGGCGCUAAGGAAUGGCGCCAUUUUUCAACCGGGCAUUGGACCCUACAAUCGCAACGAGGAUGAGAUCAAACGACACGCCUACUACCAGUGGGUGCCCUUCGUCCUGUUCGGUCAGUCGCUGUGCUUCUAUCUGCCGCACAUUGCCUGGAAGAAGUGGGAGGGUGGACGCAUUAAGGCACUGGUCUAUGGUCUGCGCAUGGUGGGCCUGACCAAAUAUCUGAAGCAUGACAGCAUGAGAAUUGGCAAACUGAAUAUACCAUCCAUGGCAGAGACGGAGGAGCGUGUGAUUAACAUUCGGAGGACAAUGAUUGAUCGGAUGCGCUUGAAUCAGUCGUGGGGCGCACAUCUUGUCUUUGCCGAGGUGCUCAAUUUGAUCAAUCUAUGCAUUCAGAUCUAUUGGACGAAUCGCUUUCUGGGCCACCAGUUUCUCACGUUGGGCAUUAAAGUACUGCGGGAGCGUUGGGUCGAUCAAAUGGAUGCACUCGAUGUCGUCUUUCCCAAGGUUACCAAGUGCACCUUCUACAAAUAUGGUGCAGCCGGUUCGCUGCAGAACCACGACACACUCUGUGUGAUGGCUCUGAAUAUUAUGAAUGAGAAGAUUUUCACCAUACUCUGGUUCUGGUAUAGCUUUCUGAUGAUCAUGACCAUAUUGGGUCUUCUCUGGCGCCUGCUUACGCUCUUCUUCUACAAAAAGGUAACCUUUACGAAAUGGGCGCUGUACUGGGCCAAGCCUGGCAAACUGGAUGAAUCGGAUGUGAAGUCUGUUAUUGAGAAGUGUAACUUCUCCAAUUGGGUAUUCCUGUUCUUCCUGCGCACCAACCUAUCGGAGUUCCUGUUCCAGAAGGUCAUUUACCAUCUGGCCAGCGAGUUUCCCAACGAUGCGAUACACGAUAACGAUAUCAAUGACUAUCGAGCACGCUCAGCAGUUACGGCCAGUCCGGGCAAGUAUCCACAGCUUGAUCGACUGGACACGGUGGAUGCACCCCUUUUGCAUCAUCGAGCGGCAGCAGGUGCCACUGUGGCACCCACAGCACCAGAAUCAUCGAAAGAUUCAGCCACGCAGCUUGUUUGACGGCGUUUAUUUAUGUAGCUUGUUUAAUAAUUAAUUUUAGUCAUUAAAUGUUGUUGUGUUUGUUUUGUUUUUUUAGUAACUUUUUGUUUUGUUUAAAUAUAUUUAUUGCUA